CAAAAUGUCAUACUUUUUAAGGUCUUAGUUAUGGAUGCUGGCUCAGUAGUUGAAUUCGACCAUCCACAUGUACUUCUUCAAAACAGAGAUGGAAUGUUAUUUGACUUGGUGAAAAAAACUGGUCCUGGGGUGUCCGAUACGCUUAAAAAAGUAGCUCAAGAGAAUUAUGAAGCCAGAAAAUCUAAUGCAGCCCAGUCACAAAAACCGAAGGCUGUCCAACCAGGGGGUUCUGUACAAUCACAAAGAGACAAUGCAACUCAACCACUAAGAGAUAGUGAUGAAGAAGAAGAGUCACCGAGAAAUGGUUGAUAGUUGGAUGACCCAUUUUAUAUGACUGCUGCCUUUCAUGUGGAUAUCAAUAAAUGUUUUUUAUUUUAGAAAAAUCUUGA
Molecule: messenger RNA, 389 nt
Organism: Leptinotarsa decemlineata (Colorado potato beetle)
Lineage: Eukaryota; Metazoa; Arthropoda; Insecta; Coleoptera; Chrysomelidae
Product: probable multidrug resistance-associated protein lethal(2)03659
Biological process (GO): transmembrane transport
Cellular component (GO): membrane
Molecular function (GO): ABC-type transporter activity; ATP binding; ATP hydrolysis activity
Source: RefSeq, a predicted model, not a curated record